AUUUGAAAUUAGGCAACAAUGCACAGCAGGUCAGAUAAGAAGAACUUCUUCCUUGGAAAGAUUGGCUCCUUUGAUUAUGACACCAGAAGUAUCACAAAAUCAAAAGCAUCUAAUCUUAGUUUGGAUCCUGGAACUAUCUGCAAAAGUUUGAUAAAAAUAGGGCUUGAUAAUAAGAUGAAUUCCACUAAAUAACAGCACUUCUCAUCGAGUGAAUGCCAAAUUAAAUACAAAUCACAUAUCUUCUUCUAAGAAGAAAAAGAAGGGGCUUAGCAAGAAAGGCACUACUGAGAAGAGAUCAUCCAAGAAUCUUACAAAGACUUCUAAAAUGGUCAGUAAAUUAAAUUCCACAAUUCAGAACUUGCACUGUGCAAAGGUUAAGCCAUGAGGAAAAUCAAGUAACAAAAAUUUCUCAGUCUUUAAGAAAUACCUAAACCCUGGACUAAAAUCCCAGUACAUCUCUCCGAGUAGUAACAAGAGCUCGAUUCUGAAGUCCAUAAAUCUGCAAGGAUUUGAGAAAAAGAAGGUCAAGGGUUCUUCCAGGCCCAAAUAAAAUAAUUAAUUACACAACUAUUAGGAAACAAGUGCCUAGCUUUGAGAGAAGUGCUGACAGCAUUGGCUCGACCAUUAAGAUCCUGAAGUACCCCAAGGGCUCGAAGGAGAGCUCUAUUUCAUCUAAGAGUGGCUCUGUGAUAAAAUACAGUAACUUAAGUAACAGCACGAUGAAGAAUCUGACAUGUAAAUCUAUAUCGAUAAACCAAGGGAAAUCUCUUAAUAACUCUAAAGUGAUACGGUUCAACAGGUAUAAUAAAGAUAGCAGGAAGAAAUCCAAGCAAUCUAAGAAGGAAGAUGUAUCCAAAUGCGAGAUUGACUUGUCAAAGAACAUGCCAAAGGUCAGUGCGAGGAGAAAGAGAGCUGGCUCUAAGAAGGAAUCCAAAGCUACUCUAGAAGAAAGUAAGAGUACGAUACAGACAAUGAGAUCUCCUUCGAAUAAGAUUACUAGCAGAGAUACAGACAAAACUUUCCCAUUGACUCCUGGAAGAGCUCUUAAGAUGUACAUGGACAAGGGUCUUACAAAAUAUGAGCAAUCUGAGAUUUUGGAGUUCAAAGAAAUUUAUUUUGUAGGGACCACUGAGAAGAAGAUUCAGGGUACUGGUGAUCCUAAUAAUAAUUACGGCUACGAUGAUGACAGAGGGGAUUACAAAACUGUUGAGAACGAUCAUAUCAACUACAGAUAUGAAAUAUUAUCCACCCUUGGACAAGGCAGUUUUGGAAAAGUCUAUAAAGCUUUUGAUCACAAAGACAAGAAGUUGAUCGCCAUCAAGAUCAUCAGAAAUAAAAAGAAGUUUGAAUUCCAAGCAAAUGUUGAGAUAAAGGUUUUAAGAGACAUCAAGAAGCACGACUCGAAGGAUAAAAGCAAUAUUAUCAAAAUAAUAGAUGAUUUCAAAUUUAGAAGCCACAUUUGCUUAACGUUUGAUCUUUACUCUAUUAAUCUCUAUGAACUUAUCAGAUCAAAUGACCACAAAGGGUUUCCAAUUGAUAUAGUUAGGAGGAUUGCGAUUCAGAUCCUUCAAGGGCUCCAGUUUAUGAAGAAAAGAGAAAUUUGUCAUUGAGAUCUCAAGCCUGAAAAUGUUCUACUAAAGAAGAAUAACAAAACAGGCAUUUAAAAUCAUUGAUCUUGGCAGUAGUUGCUUUGUAAAAGACCAAGUGUAUACUUAUAUCCAAAGCAGGUUCUAUCGUGCUCCUGAAAUCAUGCUUGGCAUUCCAUACACGACUGCAAUUGACAUGUGGAGUUUUGCCUGCAUCUGUGUAGAACUAUACACUGGCUUUCCUUUGUUCCCAGGAGAAUCAGAGGAAGAGCAGUUCUCUCUCAUAAUGGAAUACAAGGGUAUUCCUCCAAUAAAUCUUCUACAGAAUUCCACUAGGAGAGAUAUUUUCUUUGACGAGGAGUUAAAUCCUCGGAAAGUCAAAGAUUCUAUCGAGGACAUAAUUGAAAUCAACUCAAAAGCACUCUCAGAGUUGCUUUAUAUGGGAGUGCCUGAAGAAGAGAAGGAAAUCGUCACCCCAUUCAUUAAAUUUAUCGAUGCCUGACUUCAUUGGGACCCGAACCUGAGAUUAACUCCUAAUGAGGCUUUAAGGCAUGAAUGGAUCAGCUCUAUUUUUGAUGAAAAGUAAUCCCUUAAUUAUUUAUAAUUGUUUCUAUGCUGGAUAA
Moneuplotes crassus is the source of this 2209-nucleotide messenger RNA. The record is from the annotation of a GenBank genome assembly. Lineage: Eukaryota; Ciliophora; Spirotrichea; Euplotida; Euplotidae.